GAUUGGCCACUGGCUGAAGUAAACACAGAAACACAUGUGAGUUUGUUUUAUGUGUUUUUGUGACUAACACCGCGUGAUCACCCUUGGGCUUUUACAAUUGUUUUUCAUUCUUUCGAAUAAUUUUGUUUCACCAUGGGUGUUGAGAAAAUAUCCAGACUUGGUGAUUGUGAAGUUUGUGGAGCAGCUUCAGCUAAAUAUACGUGCCCAAAAUGCGAAGUGAAAACCUGUUGUCUGGAUUGUGUCAAUAUUCACAAGAAAGAGUUGGAUUGUGAUGGCAAACGAAACAAAGUCAAGUUUUUGCAGAUGAAAAAAUUUUCAAAUUUAGAUCUUCAAAGUGAUUACAUCUUAUUGGAAGAAACCACCAGAGCUGUUGAAAAAUUCGCCAAACACAAAUUAGUCAAGAAUCCUUUGAGAUUUCAAAGUUUUCAACCUUAUUACGCUAACUACAAUCCUAAACAGAAGAGACAGAGAAAUGCUGCUUGGCGCCGAGGAAUCCAAUUGAAGUUUUUGCCCACUCAUUUCACCAAACGCAAAAACAAUUCCUUAUACCAUGAUCAAAAAAAAGAUGUCAUUUUCUUUUGCAUAGAGUGGAUUUUUCCCCAGGCUGAAAAUUUAGUACAUUUUACCAGGAGGAAUGCAGAUAGUGACAAAUUAGCAACGUUAGCAAAUCGAUUUAUGGAUGAAGCAAGUUGCCCAGAUGAACUUAAAGAAAAACUUCAGUUUUAUCAAUCAGCUGGUUUAAAUGGAGUGUCGUUUUUAUUGAAAGCUGAAAAUGUGCCUGGAGAAAAAUUUUUUGAACUUGAUCAUCAAGAGACCUUGCGUUCAAAUUUAACGAGAAAAGUUGUCAUAGAAUACCCCACAAUUCAUAUGGUAUUAAAAGAUCACAAAUACGCCUAUGAGACCAUUGAACCAGAUGAUUACUUUGAAAGCCUCCAAAAGAAGCACGGAGAUGACUCAUCUGUUACUGAGACUAAUAUGGAAGAUGAAAACCUCACAGCUGAAUUCCAAGUGAAAUCAGAACCAUCUCAAGAAGAUUUUGGAGAUCAUGAAACCUCAGACAAUCCUAGCUCUAGUAGACAAGCGGAUGCCAAUUCAAGGUAUUUGUUUUUGUGCGGUGAAAUUGAUUCUGAUGGUGACUGUGACAAUGAAGAAUUAGAAAUGGAAAACGGCUGUGAUAAUUAUCAAGACUCCAGGUGACAACAUAGCAAUUUGGAUUCAGUUGCACAAUUUUAUCCCUGUAAAAACAGUUUUUAACUCAAGUUGUUAAAUGUUUAAAGAUUGUAUGUAUAUAUAUGUUUUUUUAUGUGACGUGAAUGUUUUAAGACAAAUUAUUUUUGAUUUGAAUAAAAACAUGAUUAAGAAAA
Bemisia tabaci is the source of this 1364-nucleotide messenger RNA. RefSeq names its product box C/D snoRNA protein 1. Gene Ontology annotation, cellular component: nucleus; pre-snoRNP complex. The record is from RefSeq and is a predicted model, not a curated record. NCBI's taxonomy places the organism in Eukaryota, Metazoa, Arthropoda, Insecta, Hemiptera, Aleyrodidae. Gene Ontology annotation, biological process: box C/D snoRNP assembly; maturation of LSU-rRNA from tricistronic rRNA transcript (SSU-rRNA, 5.8S rRNA, LSU-rRNA); snoRNA localization.